Molecule: messenger RNA, 2230 nt
Organism: Tigriopus californicus
Lineage: Eukaryota; Metazoa; Arthropoda; Copepoda; Harpacticoida; Harpacticidae
Product: beta-1,3-galactosyl-O-glycosyl-glycoprotein beta-1,6-N-acetylglucosaminyltransferase 4-like
Exons: 2
Coding region: 356-1327 (323 amino acids)
Cellular component (GO): membrane
Molecular function (GO): glycosyltransferase activity
Source: RefSeq, a predicted model, not a curated record
UCUCGGCUGAGUUUUAAUCUUACUUCAUGUACGCUUACUUCAUGGCAAAAUUUCACCAAAGUUGUGGUGAGUGCUUCCAACAUGGUUACUUAAAAUUGAAGAAAAUGCGGAUCCAACGGGCGAUACCAUUGGUGGGAUUGAUGGUAUUGUUGAUUUUAUCUCUACAACAGAGUUUGCUUCAUAAUUGUGCCACAACUCCGAACUAUUCACGUAGUAACUCUGUCGCCCCAGAACCAGAAACGAAAAAUCAUACAGAACAACGUGGCAGAAGUUGCCACAAGUCCAAUCUGGACACAAAAGGGACAUUUUUAGCGAAGAUGUUAUCAUUCAGAAUACCUAUAAUUGCUCAAAAUACAUGGAACUUCAAAAGUGUAGAUUUCCAAACAGAGAUCCUAACAGCUUCCAAGAUUUUCCUUUGGCCUUUGGAAUCAGCACCUACCAUCAAGUGGGUAUUUUGGAACUCUUUUUGGCCUCAUCAUUCCACCCUUUGGACUCCUACUGUAUUCACGUUGAUGCCAAAGCCAAGGACAAAGUGAAGACUGCCAUUGACCAAUUGGUGGGCUGCUAUCAAUGGAAAUAUCCCGAAGCCAAUAUAUUUACCGUAGAUGAUCCAGUGGCAGUAUUUUGGGGGCAUAUUUCUGUGUUGGAAGCGGAUUUCAAAUGUAUGCGACUUUUGCGAGACAAUUAUAAAGAUUGGAACCUCUUUCUUAAUUUGGCUGGAACGGAAUUACCCUUGAAACCGAUGCCAGAAAUUCGAAGGAUUCUAAAGAACUUCCCGGACGGAACUUUAGAGAGUUAUGCUGUUCCCAGUUACCAAAUGAAAAGAUUCAAGGUCUCCAUGGAACUGAAAAGAAUUGGCCAAGGAGACUUCGACCUCGAGCUUGUCAAAACUGAUCGCGUGAAAGAUCUUCCCCCAGGAAAUAUUACAAUAAGAAAAGGCUACAAGAAUGUAGCAUUGCCUCCAUAUAUGGUCGACUUUUUUCUGGACUCACCGUACUGUCAUGAGUUCUUAAAUUGGAUUAGUGAUACUCAUAUCCCGGACGAACAUUUCUACUCAACCAUGAUUACUAAAUUCAAUCAAACCACUCGCGAUGUUCAAGACUUGCAAGAUUUGGACACAGAUUUUACUCACGGGGUUUGUCUAAGGCUGACCUGGUGGUAUGAUGACAAUUGUCGGGGCAAAAGUAUCCGGGCAGUUUGCAAUUUUGGACAAGAAGAUUUGCCUCGCCUGCAUAAAGACACUAAAUGUUUGUUUGGAAACAAGUUCAAUCUUGACGUGGACGCAGUUGCCCCAAUUCAGCAUAUCUUACAUGUUUUGGAAACCUGAACUGUAACUGUAAGAUUCUUUCGCAAUUUUAAUUGUUUUCAUGUCUGUUUAUUUUUCUUUUGUGAACUUCCUUACUUCUACUGGGAAUGGGAUCUCUAACACUUCAAGUCCAAAAACAGUAUUAAUUAUCCACAAAGUGUGUUGAGAGUCCUUAAAAUGUAGUAACACCAGUAGUCCUGUUUAUGCUGAUGACACAAAGAUAGCUUGUGGUAGGUAGUAGCCAAGCCCAAAAUAGUCUGGUGCCUAACACUUCUUUCUCUGGCCCCUUCAUUGUUCAAUCUGCUGUCCUCAAAUAUCCAAUAGCAUCAUUUAAAAGUCGGACUUAGACAGUUUCUUCGUGAAAUGCAAGAUCAAUCCCAUAUAGUAAAGGGCUAACCGAGUUGGAAGAUCAGAUAUGAUAUGAAUAUAAAAUCUAGUAGAACACAUGCGUUUUUCAUCUAAAGCUGUUGGAAAUUAACCAAAACAUUCAAAUCCAUGAAGUCCAACUCUCUUCUUUCUCGGGCUCCUUCAUUGUUCAAUUUGCGGCCCUCAAAUAUUCGUAGGGCGUAUGUAGGCGUUGAUCCAGUAGAUGCAUUUUCGUCAGACAUGGACAUGUUUGUGGCUAUAGCAUGAGCUGGAACGUCAUGAAAUUAGACAAACCACUUCAAAGUAAUUGGCCGGUUUGGAGUUGUAUUUAAAAGCGUAUAUAAGUUGGCUUUAAAAGAUGGCAUUCGAUCAUCUAAAAAAUAGAAUUGUCACAAGUAAGAAGGUAAAAGAUGUUAUUGACUGGGAGCUCUUAAUGUAUAAGACAAGGAUUUUUUUUUCACGGCUUUGAAUAGUUUGGUUUCAUUAUGACUAGACUAUAUUCUCACUUCACACGUAAUACUGCAGUCUCUAUACCACAUACUGUCUCUAUGGUCCUGU